Molecule: messenger RNA, 719 nt
Organism: Trichobilharzia regenti
Lineage: Eukaryota; Metazoa; Platyhelminthes; Trematoda; Strigeidida; Schistosomatidae
Source: the annotation of a GenBank genome assembly
AUGGCAAAACAGAUCUGUCCUUUCUACUUGAGGAAUCGUUGUGUCUAUGGUGACAGAUGCAUAAAUCUUCAUUGUCAACCGGAUAACAGGUUGCCGGUUCAAAGUCAAAAGUCUCCUCCACCAUGUAAAUUUUAUCUCCGAGGCUAUUGUCAUAAUGGUGACAGUUGUACAUUCUCGCAUAGUGGAAACGUAUCUUCACGUUACAUCUAUCAACGAAGUACUGUAAAACAAUUUCCUGAUACAAAUUACUCUGGUAGUUGCUCACAAAAUCGAUCGGUAGAUUCUCAAAGAAAUCAAAUAUUCACUAACAAGGUGAUCAAUGAACAACAUUCAUUAUCUCUGUCUAGGAAUAGAAGUAAUCCUGUCAGUAAAGGAUUUUCAUUUCGUCAAACUGUUGAAGCAAUGAAGCAGGCUGCAGCAGAGGAGGAGAAAGAGGACGAGGAGACGAAAGAAAACGACAAGGAGAAAAUACCCGCCUACAUUGAAUUAGGCUAUGAAGCUUAUGAAGUUUACAGUGAUUUGGAUCAACUCAAUGCCGACGAGGUGGUGACAUAUAGUUCUGAUAAAGCCUUUUUCAAUAAUCCCCUUCCAUUAUAUGCUCCACCAGAAAGUUUAUGUUUAUUUUCAUAAAAUCAUGAAUAGAAUAUUAAACUCUGUACUCUUAUUUUGUAUUUAACAAUAAUAUAAAAGGUCAGAAUCAUUUUAUUUAUUUGAUGAUG